AUGCUUAUGUGUAUUUCAGACAAUGAUACAUCACUGAUCCUUCGUGACAUCUUUGCCUCUUACGACAAGAGAGUAAUACCUUUUACUGAUGGUCCCGUCGUGAUCAACAUGACAAUUGUGCUUGGAAUUCUGGUAGAAGUGAGAGAAAACGAGCAGCUCGCUGCUUAUGUAAUAUCGCAUACCCAGCGAUGGUAUGAUCGGCGGUUACGAUGGGAUCCAAGCCAUUACCGGGGACAAAAAGAGGUUAUCGUCCCUCAAAGCAUGGUCUGGAUACCAAAAUUAUUUGUCUAUAACAGGUGA
This is a messenger RNA of Cylicostephanus goldi, 300 nucleotides long. Lineage: Eukaryota; Metazoa; Nematoda; Chromadorea; Rhabditida; Strongylidae. The record is from the annotation of a GenBank genome assembly.